UUUUGCUACGGAAUGGCGUAAUGAAUAAGCCCCAGAGAGAGGGAGGGCGGAGAACACGGACGGCGCACACAGGGAAGGGUACUGAGCGAAACAGAUGGUUAGUGCCUCGCUACAAAACCCCCGGAAGACUGGAUUUAUCGAUAUGCUGGGCUCGAACGCACCGACUUUCCUAUUAAAGUGUAAUAUGAAGUAAACAACCGAAUAGCUGUGAUGAAAUGAUCGGGUCUUAUGUCGUUGGUUUUCAGUUUCACUGUGUGGCGUUGUAGGCUGGGUUGGAGCUGUGUGUGUAUCACAUCCAAAUGGAUCAGUAGAAGGAUGCGUGUAAACGAUUGGAUUUUAAGACCGUAACACGCUAACAUUAGCCAACUGCACACAUGGAGACUAAACACACGACUGCAGCCCUGACUACUCAGGACUUGGAGCGGGAAAGAGAAAGACAGUAUUGUGAACUUUGUGGGAAACUGGAGAAUCUCCUCAAGUGCGGCCGGUGUCGAAACUCGUUUUACUGCAGCAAGGCGCACCAGACGCAGCACUGGAAAACGCACAAGCUCAUUUGUAAAGAAUCUGUGGCGAAGUCGCAGGUUUCAAAAGAGACGCCUGCUGAACGUCAGGCACCGUCUGGGGAUUGGGAGAAAGGACAGACACUACCGCAACAAAAGACCUGCGCUGCAUCUCGGAGUGGAGAGACUAUAAUGAAAGGGUUCAUAACAAACGCAGAGAGCGCGGUGUCCUCGGUCGAUAAGCCAGGCUGGUCGAAUAACCAUACCAAACCCAACGGACAAACCACCACCCGGUCCACGACUCAGAAACUCGCCAGGGAGUACAUCGUACCGUGUAUGACUAAGCAUGGGAUAUGUGUAGUUGACAACUUCCUCGGCGGGGAAACGGGGCUGGCCAUCCUGGAGGACGUCAAAGUGCUGCAUAAAACCGUGAAGUUUACCGACGGUCAGUUGGUCAGUCAGAAAAGUGACUCUAUUAAAGACAUUAGGGGAGAUAAGAUCACAUGGAUCGAGGGCCGAGAGUCCGGGUGUGAGAAGAUCCGCUUCCUCAUGAGCCAUAUGGAUGAUCUGGCCAGACAUUGUAAUGGUCAACUGGGAAACUUUACAAUAAAUGUAAGGACUAAAGGCCUGAGGUAUCUACUGGGUACACAGGGCCUGAGGGAUCUACUGGGUACACAAGACCUGAGGGAUCUACUGGGUACAAAGGACCUGGGGGAUCUACUGGGUACACAGGACCUGAGGGAUCUACUGGAUCCCUCAGGCCCUGUGUACCCAGUAGAUCCCUCAGGCCCUGUGUACCCAGUAGAUCUCUCAAGUCUUGGUGUACCCAGUAGAUCCCUCAGGCCCUGUGUACCCAGUAGAUCCCUCAGGGCCCUGUGUACCCAGUAG
Molecule: messenger RNA, 1388 nt
Organism: Salvelinus sp. IW2-2015
Lineage: Eukaryota; Metazoa; Chordata; Actinopteri; Salmoniformes; Salmonidae
Source: RefSeq, a predicted model, not a curated record